UUCUAACUUCUUCAUAAAGUCAAUUGCUUUCUCAUUUCACUAGUUGAUAUAAAUACAUUAAUCUCCUCUUAUUUUGUGACUUAAUUAUAUGCAUUUUUGAUUUAGAUAUACUUGGAAGAAAUAUGAAGGAAAGAUCAAUAGAGAAGUUCUUCAUGUUGCCAUUCUUUAUAGUGUGUGGUUCUGAUUCAAGUGUUGCAGUGAGCACCAGCAGCCAUCCUGAGAAAACAAAGAAUUCAGCACAGAAAACAAAGCUUAUUCAAGAAAGACGAGAAGGAGAAGAGAGCUCCUCAAGUGUAAAAAUGAAGAGCUUUUGGGGAUUAUUGGCCAUGACAAGACCAAGAUUCUCACGAAAUGUGCAAAGAUUGAAAAGGCAUUUCAAAGGUUUCUCCCAAUUAUUUGUGCACAAAAAAGAGGCAGAAGAAGUGGAAAUGGAGAUAGAAAUAGGGUAUCCAACAGAUGUGAAGCAUUUAACACACAUAGGAUGGGAUGGAUCAACAACAAUUAAUCCAAUCAAAGGCUGGGAAAAUUUGAAACCUCCUGAAGUUAUUUCUUUUCCAUCAAUUUCAAUAAAACAAUUUGAACUUGCCAUGGCUGCCCAAGCUGGUGGACCUAUAAGUGUUAAUACCAACAAUUGUGCUUGACUUUUUAAAAUUUUAUGUGUAACUUUCUCUUGCUUUUCAAUUAAAUUCUCUCAGUUUAGAUCUUUUUCUUCUUUUGUUGAGAGUGGAGAUUAAGUGAUACUAUGGAUUGAAUGUGUGGGAAUUGGAUUGUGUAGCAUAUUGUUAAAGUUAGUAGGGAAAUCUUGUUUUCUUUUUACCAUCUGGUCUGUCUUUACAACUCUUUUUCUUAUAUCUGAUUAUUCUUUCCAUUGACAUAACAA
Molecule: messenger RNA, 880 nt
Organism: Lycium barbarum (goji berry)
Lineage: Eukaryota; Viridiplantae; Streptophyta; Magnoliopsida; Solanales; Solanaceae
Product: CRIB domain-containing protein RIC4-like
Exons: 3
Coding region: 123-641 (172 amino acids)
Source: RefSeq, a predicted model, not a curated record